UUUGAGUAUAAAAUAAACAUCGAUUCCAUUGAGAGACAACAACCAAACUCGUAAAGACUGAACAACUCGUUUGAAGUUUCAAUCAACCAGUAAAUCAACCAAAAUGCGAUUCGUAAUUGUUUUAGCUUUAGCUUUGUGCCUUGGGUUCGCUUAUGGAGCCGAUUUGAGCCGAUCAAAGCGUGAUAUGCAACAAGAAAUGCAAAAUAUUAUCCAAGAAAUCCAAAAGAAUGGUAUUGGUGCUGUUGGUAAACAAAUCAAUGAGUUCGUCAAGAACUUCCAAGACCAAAUCCAGUCAUGGCAUUGUCCAGACAUAAACGAUUAUUUCAACACUUUACAAAGCGGAGAUCCCGGCAAAAUCGCCCAAAUGUUGUUCACUGGAGCUGUUUGUGUUGCCUUGGGUUUGUACGGACGACAGUAAGAGCUGAACAAGAAUGAUUGUAUUAUUGUAGCUAUCCCUUGAUCCAAUCCAACAUGAUUCCUGUAAAACUUCAUUUCAAUAAAUAAUUAUAUAUCUGAUAU
This is a messenger RNA of Tetranychus urticae (two-spotted spider mite), 519 nucleotides long. RefSeq lists its product as uncharacterized. The record is from RefSeq and is a predicted model, not a curated record. Lineage: Eukaryota; Metazoa; Arthropoda; Arachnida; Trombidiformes; Tetranychidae.